Strongyloides ratti is the source of this 3312-nucleotide messenger RNA. Its product is annotated as Protein-tyrosine phosphatase, receptor/non-receptor type domain and Protein-tyrosine/Dual specificity phosphatase domain and Protein-tyrosine phosphatase, catalytic domain-containing protein. Gene Ontology annotation, biological process: protein dephosphorylation. The record is from RefSeq and is a predicted model, not a curated record. The coding region runs from base 1 to 3312 and encodes 1103 amino acids. NCBI's taxonomy places the organism in Eukaryota, Metazoa, Nematoda, Chromadorea, Rhabditida, Strongyloididae. Gene Ontology annotation, molecular function: protein tyrosine phosphatase activity. The transcript has 4 exons.
AUGGAAGAUAUAGAUAAACCAAAAGUAUUACUUAAUGUACCAGUGAUGAUAAACAUUUAUCAUCCACUUAUUUUAACAAAUUGUCAAAAACAAUUGAUAAAAUACACUUCAAAAAAUAUAAGAAGUAUAAAAUCUUUCAAUAAUUAUCAAAAAAUUAAAAAAAAUGAGAGUAAAUGGAUAAUUGUUUAUCUAAAUAGCAUUGAUUUAACAUUAGAAAAUUUAUGUGGUCCAAUUAAAAAAAAUAACAAAACAUUGAAUUAUAGUGACUGGGGAUUUCCUUUAACUUUAAAUCAAUUACCAUCAUCUUAUAAUGAAAAAAAAACAUAUAAUGCUCAGUUUAGAGAUAAACCUAUAAUUUUAAGUUGUGGUAAUGAAGAUUUAGUAUAUAUUAGUAAAAAUGAAAAUAGGAUUAUUAAAGAUUUUAAUUAUAAAAAAGAUCAACUAUACAAAGGUGAUAUGAUAUAUGGAUUUCGUAGAAAAAACUUUUUAAAUAAAACUGAUAUUGUCCAACCAUGUGGAGGUUUAAAAGUUAUUCAUAAAUUUCCAAAAAUAGGUAUAAAAGAUAAAAAUGAAAGAAAAAUUAUAGUCAAUAAAAUAGAGUUAAAGUUUAUUAAAAUAUUAUUUGCAAAUGAUAGUUAUCAAUUUCAAUAUAUCUUUGAGAAUCAUACAUCAAAUCCAAAUUUUUUUAAAUACACAAAUACAACCAUUAAUGAGGAAAAAUUUAUAGAAAAUGACAAUUUUGUUUUUCUACGCCAAAAAACAAUUAAUAGUGAUAAGAAAAUUAUUAUAGAUAGUUUUCAAAUAAUUAAUUUUAUAUUAGCAUGUUCCAAUUGUGAAAAUAACAAAAGUACCAUUGAACAAAAGUUUUUCUUUGGUCCAUCAGAAAAUACUACAAUUGUAAGAUUAUCAAUAUUUUAUGAUCCCAAUGUGGUAAAAAAUAUAAAACCUAACUGUUCAAUUGAUGAAAUAUCCUUUGGUUAUUUAAAUUUAAUUACUUUUAAUAAUAGCACAUUCAAUGUUAAUGAAUUAAAAAAUAACACAUUCUUUAAAAAUUUUACAAAAACAGGAAACUUUAUUGUUUAUGAUAAAAAUGUUGAUAUAACUUUAAAUUGUACCUACAAAACACCGACUGGAUAUUAUUACAUUGUAAAGAAAUACAAAAAAUCAAUACAAUUUCAAAGAAAUAAAAUAAAUUUAAAAAAAAGAGAAAAUAUUAAAAAAUUUAAUGAAAAUGAUGUCGAAACAUUAUCAAUAAAUAAUAUUAUUAUUAUUAUAGUAAUAUUAAUUUUUUCUAUUUUAUUUAUUAUCUGUGGUAUUUAUUAUUUAUGUAGCAAUAAAAAAUUUAGUAGAUUUUUCCAUGUAAGGAAACUUAAAAAACUCUACCCAAACAUAUAUGAUUUUUGGAAUUUUGUUAAAGAAGUAGAUAUUGAAUAUUAUAUUGAAGAGUUAAAAGAUAAAAAUUGUUUACCAAAAAUGGUUUCAAAAAUUAAUUUCAAAGUUAUCAUGUCUGGAUGUGAUACAUUUAAAAUUUCUGAUGGAGAACAUAAUAUUAAAUCAAUUGUUUCAUCACAAAAAAAUGAAGAUAAAAAAUUUUAUGCACAUUACGUUUAUUCAAUAGCUCCUGAUCGAACAUACAUUAUAUCAGAUGGUCCCAGAAAAGAGACAAUUUCGAUAUUUUGGAAAAUGAUAAUUUUAGAAAAAGUUUCAACUAUACUUUUUAUUUCAUCCCAAAUUUCUGAAAUAGAUAGUGAAUUUAUCAAACAAUACUUGAAUGUAGAAUGUCAAUUUUCUGAUGAAGUAACUAUAUUUAUUCAAGAUAAAUAUGUGAUAAAACAUUUAACUACAACUGUGUUAAGAUUAAAAGUUAGUAUAGAUGAAUAUCAAGAUUAUCCUGUUACAGUGUUUGUAGUUGAUAAUUGGGGAAUAAAUGAAAUACUUGAAUCUUCUACAAAUUUAAUUGAUUUAUAUGAAGAAAUUCGUAAUGAAACUGAUGAAUCUCCAGUUCUUAUUCAUGAAACAAAUAUGUCUGGAUCACGUACAUUUACUUUUGUAUAUUUUGCUUCUAUAGUUGAAAGUUUUAUUAAUAAUAAAAAAAUUGUUGAUCCAAUGAAAAUAGUUAAAGCAAUUAAAGAACAAAGAAGUGGUGGAUCGUUAUCAUCAAUAGAAAGUGCUUUUCUUUUGUAUUGCAUAAUAGAAUAUUUUAUGUUAAAAGGAAUCCUUUUAGAAGAUGAAAAUACAAUUUUAUUUAUGUCAAAUUGUACUAAUUAUAUUCGUUCACUACAAAACAAAAUAUUAUCUAUUGAUGAAAAAAAAAGUAGUUUUCUUGCUUAUAUUAAUAAUUUGGAUUUGGAAAAAAUAAAAGCUUUUGAUGAUUUAAUACAACGUACUUAUAUUUUACCUGAUAAAAUUCUUAAAGUUAUAUGCUCUCAAUUUUAUUAUGCUUUAGAGGAAGAAAAAUUAAACCAGUUAAAAGGUUAUAAAAAAAUACGUUAUGAAAAUGUUCCAUUGUUAGAUGAAUUUUAUCUUUAUUAUUCAUCUAAUCAUGUAACACUACAACAAAUUUAUCAAAAUUAUCUUUAUGUAAAUCAUUUUUUUUAUCCAAUAAAAAACAACAAAUAUAGAAAAAUAAUAAUGUCUCAAGCUCCAUCUUUAGAAUCAUUUGUAAAUUUUUAUAAAAUGAUUUAUGAACAAAAAGUAAGUAUUAUUGUAGCAUUGGUAAAUGUUGAAGAGUAUAACUCUGGAAGUUGGGAAAUUUAUUUUCCAUUAAAUCAAAUGGAAUAUGUAGUAGGAGAUUUUGUUAUUAAUAAAGUUUCUGAAAAAUCAAAUAUUUCAAAUGGAGUAUAUGCUAUCAAAUAUCUUCUAAAAAUAAAAAAUUAUCCCCCAGAAACAAAUGUUUAUUUUACACUUCUUCAUUAUGAAGGCUGCCCAACUGAUGGUCUUGCUACAACACCAGAAGGAUAUUUUUCAAUAUACUAUACAAUUUUAUCAUCAAGUUGUGAUAGACCAAUAUUAAUUCAUGAUACAGCUGGUAUUUCAAGAACUGGAAUAAUGUCAUUAAUAACUUAUAUGAUUGAUAAUAUUGAAAAUAGUAGACCUUUUGAUCCAUCAAUUGAUUUACUUAUUUUACGCCAACAUCGUUAUGGUGCUGUUGCAACAGUUGGACAAUUUUUAAUGGCUCUUCAGGUGGUAUGUUACUAUUAUAAAAAUUUUAUAGAUAAACUAGAAGACGAUAUGUAUAUAAAAAUAAAUAGUGUGCUUUCACAAGAAAUAAGUUUUUGGAGAGAUCGUAAUUCUGAAAUAAAAAAGAAAUAA